This is a messenger RNA of Crotalus tigris (Tiger rattlesnake), 4771 nucleotides long. It is a transcript of the gene PHACTR2, whose product is annotated as phosphatase and actin regulator 2. Bases 300 to 2375 code for a protein of 691 amino acids. Lineage: Eukaryota; Metazoa; Chordata; Lepidosauria; Squamata; Viperidae. The record is from RefSeq and is a predicted model, not a curated record. Gene Ontology annotation, molecular function: actin binding. Gene Ontology annotation, biological process: actin cytoskeleton organization. The transcript is spliced from 13 exons.
UCCUACCUAUGGUGUCUCCCUACCCCGCCGGGUAACCUCGAGGGAGGCCGCCCGCUUGAGAGGAUGGCUGAGCGGCAGCCCCGGCUGGGCGGACGGCGAGGGAACUGAGCGAGCGGGGGCGGUCCCUUCCUGUCAAAACUUUUCUCGCGCCGGUCCCCUCGGAUUGCGCUGGGCUGCUGCUCCAGCGAGGCGCUGCACCUGCUGCGUAAGAAGGCGCCAAGCGCGCCCAGACUCCUCCGGACCGCGAGAAGAAGGGAGCGGCCAGGAGCGGGAAGAAGUGGCUGGGCUCGCCGGAGGCGAUGGAAGAGAAAGAGGGGAGCCCUGAAGCCAAAGCGGCUGCUGCUUCGCCUCGCAGGUUGCCGCUUCCCACCGAGGCCGCACCCAGAGGCCGCACCCAGAGCGACCUCUCCGCUUUCCGGACCUUUAGGAAAAGCCCCCUGCUCCGAGCGCCGCUCUCAGGGUCAGUUGAUGGGAUAGACAAGGCAUCAGUUGCCAACUCAGAUGGGACGAAUCCAGGAUCUCAGACUCCUCCAUUUAAGAGGAAGGGCAAACUUUCAACCAUUGGCAAAAUCUUCAAACCGUGGAAAUGGCGAAAGAAGAAAACAAGUGAAAAAUUUAUAGAAACCUCAGCAGUGCUGGAAAGAAAGAUAUCAACAAGGCAGAGCAGAGAGGAGCUAAUAAGAAGGGGUGUCCUAAAGGAAAUAAAUGAGCAAGAUGUAGAUGCCACAGUGAAUUAUGAAAUCUCUAAUGGUCACACGAUAGUAAUUACAGAAGAAGCCAUACCAGAAGAAAAUGUAAAAACUAUAGAAGACAACAGUUCAUUAUCAGCAAAGGCAGCUGUUUCUGAGGAGAAAAAUGAAGAUAAAAAAGAUAAACCUCUUCCUAAAGGUCUUGAAACAUCAGCAGUGUCUGUUUCUCCUCUUCCUCCUCCUCCUCUACCACCACCUCCUUUUAAACCUAAGCCUAAAGCUAAAAAAUCAGCCAUUCCUCCAAAAAACGCUACUGCUGCUACAGCUAGCCAUAAAACUAACGAAGUGCCACAUGCUAAAAAAAAGGGCAAGUCUCCUUCCAAGCAGACCUCUGCCUCCCCUGGCAAGCCAACAAGCCGCAGUGGGACUCGAGAAGCUGCUAAUUCCUCUAAUUUAAAGAAAGGACAUGCUUCCAAAUCAUCAUCUCCUUCUUCCACAUCAUCUCGCCCUAAACCUUCUAAAGAACCAACAACAAGCAAAACCAGCACAGGGACUCCCAGGGAUAAGAAGAAGCAUGGGAAACAGGUGACGACACGUGCAUCAUCUGAUGGGGACAUUACUUCUGCCUCCAGCACGGCAGUAGAAAACUCAAAGACCAAAGUGGAACUCUGUAAAUCAGAAGAGCCUCUCCAUAUUAUCCCUGAAUCUGGAGACACAACCCAGAACAGCACCCUGACUGUUCCUCCCCCUCCUCCUGCUGUUCCGGCUCCUCUUCCUCCAUCCAUCCCAAUUCUGUCUCCAGGCUGUGAGCCCACUGGCUUCUCGGGCACAGAACAUGUGCCAGUUAGUAUUGAAGUAGGUCCAUCUGUUCCUGGCACACAUUUAAAUGAUCUUCAUAUAAAAACUGAAGCAGACAGUGAAAGCUCUUCAAACAGUGCUGUCUUAGACUGUAGCCUGGAGAUUGGGGGAGAAGACACAGAAUGUUCUGCUAUCAAAGAAGAUCAGGAAAAAGAAAUCUCUAAGCAAACUAGUCUUCUUCAGACAGAUGAACUUUCUGAAACUUCUGAAGAAAAUCCCGAAAUUGGAAACAGCAAAAAUAAUCAUACCAGUGACUCAGAUUCAGAUGGGCCUAUACUUUAUACAGAUGAUGAAGAUGAUGAUGAAGCUGCAAGCAGUGAAAGCUCUUUAGCAAGUAAAAUACAUCGUAGAGAUACUCUUGCAAUCAAACUCGGCAACAGGCCAUCCAAAAAAGAACUGGAAGAUAAAAACAUCUUACCGAGAACAUCUGAAGAAGAGAGACAGGAAAUCAGACAUCAGAUCGGCACAAAACUAGUGAGAAGGCUUAGUCAAAGGCCCACCUCUGAAGAACUAGAACAAAGAAACAUCCUAAAACAAAAGAAUGAAGAAGAAGAACAAGAAGCUAAAAGAGAACUGAAGCGCAGUCUCAGCCGAAAGCUUAGUUUGAGACCAACAGUGGCUGAACUUCAGGCACGAAGAAUCUUACGAUUUAACGAAUAUGUGGAAGUAACAGAUUCACCAGAUUAUGAUCGACGUGCUGAUAAGCCCUGGGCAAGAUUAACACCUGCAGACAAGGCAGCAAUACGGAAAGAAUUAAAUGAAUUCAAAAGCACAGAAAUGGAAGUACAUGAAGAAAGUAGACAGUUUACAAGGUUUCAUCGUCCUUAAGUGUUGAAAAUACUCUGUUGUUGAGCACAAAUAUCUUUCCUGAGGAAAGUCCUCCAUCUUGAAGCCCAGAGUACAUCACAACUGAAAUGUCUGCAGCACCUUAAAACCUGAAGUUACUCUAUAUUGUGGAUCCUCAUAUUUUAACAAAAAGAGACCACUAGAAGAGAUACAGAAAAAAAUAUACAAAUGGCCAUGUAAUAUGAAUGUUUAUUAUUUUCUUUGAAUAAAAAAAAUCUUACCGUUUUUUCCUUACUAACAGUUGACUGGGGUGAACUGAAAAUGACUAUUGACAAGAAGGAAGCACAGUCCACUUUCAAAUAGGAUGGAAACAGAUAUAGCUGAACUAUUUGUGGGCCAACUGAUAGAAUAAAAAAAAUUUUCUUCAUGGAAGUAAGUUUAUACUAUAUUAAAAGGCAAGAUAAAAAAAACUAGGAAUGUGAAGAAUUCUCUUUCUGUCUUCCAGAAUGUUUUUUUUUUUUUUUGAGAAUUGCCAACUCUACUUCUCAUAAAUAGUACAGUAAUUUGAUGUAAUAUCAGUGAAUUUGGCAGUAAUUGGUACAAUUCACAGUUAUGUUUAUGAUUGUAUGAUUAUGAAUUCCAAAUGUCCACUGGGGGUUGCAAUUUUGAGUACAGCUAGAUUAUAUGAGUUGUACAAUAUUAAAACCGCUAAGUGUAUCUUUAUUAUUUAGGAUUGCAACACAAAUUAUUUUUUUUAAUCUGAUAAAUUUAAAAGAAGCACCAAGGAUUCUCUGUAGUCAUGAAUCAGUUGAAAAGUAUUUUUAGAAAAUGAAUAAUGUGAGACAAUUAGAAUACUGUGAAAAGAACUGAUAACCUUUAAUCUUGCUUAAUCAGACAAUAAUGAUAAUCAGAUUUUGAAGCCAAACUUAAAAGUCAACAAAGAUGAAAUACACAUGAACAUUUUCCCCCCUUUUUGAUAGUUUGAGCAAUAUUUAAUUGGUCAGUAAGAACAAUGUAAGAUCAAGAGGAUGAUUUAUAUUGAAAUCAGGAUUUAUUUCUAUCAGAAUAGGAAAAGUGAUGAUAGGAGUUUUUGGGGCGGGGAGGGCUGGCAAAUCGUAUAGAACAGGAGUGUCAAACUCACAACGUCACGUGACGUAUUGUGACAUAUUGCGACUUUUUUUCCAUUGCCGGCAAUGGGACGGGCGCAGUUUCAGCAUGACGCAUACAGCCCACAGGCUGGCAGUUUGACACCCCUGAUAUAGAAUAAAUUGGCAUUACAUUGCCAUGUUUGGGACUGUAGUAAAUCUUCCUUGUAACAAACUAAUGGGAUAGAAGUGGAUGUCCUUUACACUGAAAUGGCUGUUCAAAGGCAAAUGGAUGUCUAUGCACAAGUAAAAAUGUCAAUAUACAUAUGUACAAUGGCAAGUGGAUUUUUGUUGCAUCUGAACCAAAUCCAAUUAGUUUGAAGUUUUACUGCAUUUGCAAAUAAAACUCUUACGGACACAAGUCUCCCCUGCUUGAGCAUACCACCUGCACAUGGAUGGAUUCCUACCACAACAGUGCUUUGUUUCUCUUUCCUUUGCCUCUUUGCCAUCACACCAGUCAGCCUGAGGAAUGGGAGUCUUGCCCACAUUUUUGUUCAAUCUAUCCUUCCACUGUGAGAAGAGGGAUAACAGGGAUAUCCAAAAGAAAUAGUUUUUCUGUUCUCCAAAGCACCUAUUGCACUGAACAUCUCCAUGCUAAGGAAGUAAAGGGACAAAGCAGAGCACUAUUAUAUGAUAGAAAGAUCCCUGAUCACAGAAUCCCUUUCCCCCCCUCCCCCGCAACUGUUAUUAACUGAGAAUUUGAAAUAUUUUUUGAUAUUGACUAAAAGUAUUCAGUGCUGUAGUUUAGCAGCAUUUGGAAUGAUUUAGGUUUUGUCCUUUGCCUUAGCAAGUUGAUGACCCACUUUAAUAGGAAAAGGACUUGCUUUUCUAGACAUACAUUAAAUCCUCAUUUAGGACCAUGAGAAAACUACAAAAGGGGCUUUAAACUUACAGCUUUUGUUGUGUGUGGUUAUGUGGAGCAAAUGGUCUACUUUUAUAUUAUCUUGUAACUGUAUUUGUGAAUAUCCAAUUAGUAUAACAGUAAAAGGUGGUGUGCUUUAAUUAUGUUGGUCCAAAAUAUGGUGGCUUAUUAUAAGCCCAUGACAUUGUUUACACUAAAAAUUGUCUUAUAUUAGCACUUAUUUAUCCUUUUAACGUACACAGUAAAGCUUAAGGACCUGAAAUACACAAGGGCAUGUACUGCAGUAUUACAAUAUAUGUAUUAUUUAUCCUUUUUGAAGUCUGUACAUACUACCAUUUAUUUUUGUCCAUGUGUUCUCUUUAGUUCCUAAUGAUAAAAAAUAUGUAUUUUUUUCAGCAAUAAAUGAUCUCUGUCAUGAUUUUUUAACGUCA